Molecule: messenger RNA, 4755 nt
Organism: Triticum aestivum (bread wheat)
Lineage: Eukaryota; Viridiplantae; Streptophyta; Magnoliopsida; Poales; Poaceae
Exons: 5
Coding region: 1917-4103 (728 amino acids)
Source: RefSeq, a predicted model, not a curated record
CACACCUCCGCGUCCGUCACGUACUCCGGCGACUCUCACCGCCGGCCCGAUGGCCCCUCCGCUGCGCCGGCACCACACCCGGCCCCCCACCUGUCGUCCGCCGCCGUGCCUCCACCGCGUGACCUCGCUUCGUCCUCCUCCUGCCCCAACACCUCGUCUACCCGCUCCGCCUCUCCCAGUCUCCCUCCUCGCGCUCUCCUUGCUCUCCGCGUUGCCGUCCUCCUCCCCGCACGGCGCCUCCCUCUCCCUCUCCCUGUCCCGCGCAUCCUCCUCCCAGUACGCUUCCGCAUCCUCGUCCCUCUCCCACGCUUCAUCCCUCUCCUCCUUCCCACCUGCCGCCACUGUCGCCACUGCCACGCUUCGGCUUCUCGCCACCUCUUCCGCCUCCGCCGCCGUCCUUCACCCGUCACUACCCGCCAGAAUCACUCCGGAGUCAGGACCAAUAUUCGGCUUCCCACGUACCGUUCUCUGUUGUCAAGAUUCAUCAGCUCACCCUUGCCCGCGUCCUGUUCGAUGCAAUGCCGCACUCUUUGUUCUUAUGAAAUGCUGCAGUCUGGUGUUCGCCUGGUCCUUCGCGCCUCGCUGCUCUCCUGGUCCUAGGCCCUGUGACUGGGUCACCCUCCGCCUCUCCCACGCGGGCCUCACCUUGCUCACCCUCUGCGACUCAUCCGGCAUGGUCCAGGCGACAGCUCUGCCAGAAUACCUUCAAGCUUACUCUAUUGUGAAUAGGCUGAGAGUGGAAUAAGCCGAAAAGAACUGUCCCACAGUGGUUGCUGUCGAGGGGUGGUGCGGGUGUGCGGCUGCACCCGACAGAAGCCAUCAAUGAAGACUGGGGCUAUAGAGGUUGUAUGAAGUACCAGAAUACUGAUGUUUGGUUUUAUAAUCCAAAAAGGAGUGAGAGAUGUAAGCAAGCACUUGAAUCUGAGAAAGGAAUAAUGAUCAAGGCAACACUAGUUGUCUGGUUCUGAGAAUUUAUCGUUGGGAGAGGAAAUUGAUGAGACUGAAAUGUCAUGCUUGGAGUGAAGAACCCGAUGAAACUCCUGCAAAGAAAAAGUCAAUGGAUGUUAAACAAGUGGGGAGGAAACCUGUGUCUAAGGUAAAAGAAAAGGAUUUGCAAUAAGGAUGAUGGGAAAGAAGGCUAAAUCAAUAAUUCUCUUGCUUUGAGCAAGAAUCAACUUGCUAAGGCAUCCAAGGAAAGCAAAGCUACAAGAUCUGGAAUACCUAUCAUAGUCAGUGCUACUAUUUAUUAUCACAACAUUUUCUUACAUCUUCAGUAGGCUUAUGUAAACAAUCUAUUGAUCUUAUGCUCCAGAUCAUAGAAAUACCAAUCUAAUUUUGCUCUUCGUUUAUGCUUUAAUAUUAUUCCCACCCGAACAAAUAAAAAAAUAUUAGAUCAAACUACAGUUGGGUCAAGGGUAUGUUUCGAAAAUAGGGGUUACAGAACACUGCACAGAAAAUAAAGACCAUGCGUAAGUACUUUUCUGAAAACUUGUUUCAUUUGAAGGCUUACUUUUGUUAGUUUAUGCAGAUAAUUGUGCCCCAGCACUGUACGCUGACUUUUCUAUGGCUUCUAGUACAAGAAAGGAAUAGAAUCAAUAAAUGCUUCCACUGUCUAAAAAGAGAAGGGAAUCAUUAUCCAAAAAAGAGAAAGGAAUAAAGACCCUAGCUUGCAACACCUGCUAGGUAUCUCGAUGAUAUUUGAGCACAUGUAUAUAAUGAUGACACAGAUGAAAUCAUCCCACCUAUAACAUUCAAUAGAUAUGAUCAUACGAUAGGCACACACAUCCAGUUAAAGGCGGUGCAUGUGAGCUGGGUGCUCAAUACGGAAUUACUGGAGCAUUCAGUGUCUCAGCCAACAGUUGCAAAUCAAGAGAGAGCCGGCUAACUAGGAUUGCCAAGAGUACGCAAGUCGAUCCAUGGCAGAAGCUUCAAAGUUUAUUACCAUUAUGCAACUAUUCAGCGACUGGGAAAUCCAUGUAUUGAUUCUCUUGAGCUUUUGCCUGCAACUAUUCCUCUUCUUCUCCGGCAGCCUUCGGCGCCGCCACGACCAUAGGCUGCUUAGGAUCAUGACAUGGUUGUCUUACCUAUCAGCUGAUUUCACUGCAGCAUAUGCUCUGGGCCUUCUUUCACGCGAGGUUGCUACCACUUCCACUAUAGACAACAAUGAUGAUCAUCAUAAAUCAGUGCCCAGUGAAACCCCUCAUCAGCUCAUGGUAUUGUGGGCACCAUUCCUUCUUAUCCAUCUUGGAGGACAGGACACUGUGACUGCUUUUUCAUUGGAGGACAAUGAGCUGUGGUUGAGGCACCUGCUGAUGCUGCUAGGCCAAGCAUGCCUAGUUGUCUAUGUGCUGUGGAAAUGGGUGACAUUGUCAUACUACCAACUUUUAAUCUCGGCUGCAUUGUUGUUCGUUGAUGGGAUCAUCAAGUAUGGGGAGAGGAUUUGGGCACUCAAGUUGGGGAGUCAGGAAGGCCUCAGGAGUUCCACUAGCACAGAAGCUAAGAAAGCAUCCCUUCAAUUUGGACUAGGAUUCAGUACUGAAAGAAAAGAGCAGACCUAUCAAGAAAUUGUUAGGUAUGCUCUUCUCAGGGAGCGAGGCGUGCGGGAUAUAUUUGCUGGACGGAAACUCUUCGACAUGGACGAUUUAACUCGCGAGUACUUUCUGUAUCAAUACGAUCGGGAGGUUCCGAGAGGGGAUGCCCAACUGAAUUUCAAGAGGGCGGAGAUCGAGCUUAGCAUAAUGUAUGACAGCCUCUACACAAAAUCUCGGGUGAUUCAAACAAGGUCUGGCGCCAUCCUUCGGUGUGUCUCCUUCGCCUCCAUAGUGGUUGCCUUUGUGUUCUACGUCAAGUUGAUGGUGAGUAGUAGUGCCUAUGCCGAGCAAACACCAGCAGUACACAACAGCGUCGAGUACAGAAGAAGUAAAGUUGAUGUUGCCAUCACCUACAUAUUAUUCAUUGGAGCAGUUUGCUUGGAAGCUUGCUCAUUCUUCGUUGUGAUGAUCAUGUCACCGUUGGAGUGGCCAUUGUUGGAAGCUCGAGCUGGAUGGUGUCGUGUGCUGCUCACUCGAGUGGCCUGGCCUAUGUUCAUGAGGAUCCAACCAGAGACCAAGCCGUGGUGGUCAAACUCAAUGGGACAGUACAACUUCUUGAGCUCCUGCUGCAACAAAAGCAGAAGCACGGACAGAAGGUGGAGUAGCACCGUCAUCAUGUCAAAGAUGGCAGGCGUAUUUGGAGCUAGUGAGCUGUGGAACAAGAUAAGCAACACCAAGCAUGCCCACGUCACAAGGGAGAUGAAGGAGCUUAUCCACGAAACAAUAGGCCAUGAUAGGGGGUGGCUUCCUGAGCGCAUCUGCGUUCCAAGUGCUUAUAGAUCACUACUUGUCCUCCCCUUCGAGAAGGCCUUGCUGUCGCUACACAUUUGGACAGAUGUGGUGAUGCACAAGGUGGCGAAGUCGGUGAUGGUUAGCAGCAGUGGUCGGCUCCCGAUUGACAUGGCCGCCCAAGAGCAAGACCAAGAGGCAGCACAGCGGUGGCGGCGUCUUAUGGAUAACUGCAAGAGGCUAUCUGAGUACAUGUUGUACCUGCUGGUGGCGCAACCUGCCAUGCUACCUGUGAGCAGCAACGUGCAGGAUUUUAUGGUAGCAGCGGCUGCCUCAGACUGGUCCAGGGGUGCCUCCUCCAACAGAAAGGUGCAGGAUUUUAUGGUAGCAGCCGAUGUUGCCUCCAGAAAGGAGAAUUUUCUUGAGUGGUUGCCUUCAGAAUAUGAGGGUCCUGGUCUGGGCUUCUGGGAGGAGCAAAGGGUGGUGCUAGAAAAUCAACAGGGCAUCAAUGCCGAGCUGGCGAUACUAGAGAAGGUGUGGGUGCGGAUGCUCGUCUAUGCAGCCGGAAAGUCCCGCCCGGAAGAGCAUGCCCGGCGCCUGAGCACUGGGGGAGAGCUCAUUACCUUCGUUUGGCUGCUGAUGGCGCAUCGGCGUACUGGUGACGUGGAGCGCAGUAUCAGCCUUAUCAAAGAUGAUUUCAGCGCAGGACAUCUUUUCGAGCUAUCUACUGCUAGCAUACCAUACUGCAGGCAAAUUGAGAUGGAGGAGUCAAUUACUACUUGACUUAAUUGAUUGCUUCCAUGCUGGUGUGGUGUGGAGACCCAAGGAGUGGUCUGAACAAUAUUGAUGCACUGCACAUCUAUUUCAGCACAGACUCCGGCCGUCAGUUAUGGAGACGUUGCUAUAUGUGCAAAGGGUAGUCAUGACAUUGCUUGCUUCAUCAUCGCAAUAGCAACUGUCCAUGGUGAGGUUAAUGCCCUGUACUACGGUCCGCAGUAAUAAAUAAAUAAAUGCCCAGAAAUAUCAGUAGUCGGUUCUUUCAGGCCUGGUCCAUUGAGGGGGUGGGGAGGUGGUGCUCGAUAGGAUCAGGCGGGGGUUUCCCUUCCUACUCUCUCUUCCUUGUAUGAUCUUUAAUUCAUGCUGUUUUUUUUUUUGGCUUGGCUAGCUAGCUGCUCAACUUGUAUUGUGCCCGUGAUGUUGUAAUAAUAGGCUAGUUGCUUAUAUGUAUUAACAAGAAGUUGUUCGAUCUUCUUUACAUUUAUGCCUGCUACUGCUAGCUAGCUGUUUACUUAUCCUUAUCAAGGCCACAAGUUUUUAUAUAUGUUGCUGAAUCUUAUAAGCUUGCAUUGUUCUUACAUGCAACUUAAUUAUAGCUUCAUGCUUUAAUCUGACUAGAUGACCCGUUGCGUCAAUGACGCAAAGGCCAUGUGUAAGU